Messenger RNA from Oncorhynchus nerka (sockeye salmon), 6533 nucleotides. RefSeq names its product serine/threonine-protein kinase SBK1-like. Gene Ontology annotation, biological process: peptidyl-threonine phosphorylation; peptidyl-serine phosphorylation. Lineage: Eukaryota; Metazoa; Chordata; Actinopteri; Salmoniformes; Salmonidae. The transcript has 6 exons. The coding region runs from base 396 to 1685 and encodes 429 amino acids. The record is from RefSeq and is a predicted model, not a curated record. Gene Ontology annotation, molecular function: ATP binding; protein serine/threonine kinase activity.
AAGGGGCUGGAACCUCCUCUCUGAUCCUCUCAUCCAGGAGCGAUGCGGAGACAAUAGGACUGGAGCUAGAGAAGCUUGCGAAAGUGCUAGCGGUCAGCUGAGCAAUGCGAAUUUACCGCUAGACCGAGUGUCAACAGCACGAUAAGGUACAUUUGAAUGCAGACGGGGAAGAUCAAUUGUUAUAUUAAACUGCUUGGCUAUGUGCUAUCAUCCUCACGAUUUGUUAUUUAUCUGGCGUGACUGGGCAGACUUCAGAGCCCUCGUAUAUUGAAUGUGAUACAAGCCGUUAGCCACCUCUCCAGUCCUGCCCGGGUGUCAGUCCCCUAAACCCGUCAUCUGUUCCUGUCCGUCCCUUAACCCUAUCCCCCAGUACACCCUCUGACCUGGUCCCCAGUAUGAGUUCUUCUCCGCUGGGUUCCCGUGGCAACAUGGACAUUCUGGAGGAACUGCAGCUGAUUGCAGCCCAGAACCUGGAGAUGCUAGAGAUCAACAAGUACUAUGAUGUCAUCAGGGAGCUAGGCAAGGGCACCUACGGCAAGGUAGACCUGGUCAUACACAAGAUCAGAGGCACCAAGAUGGCCCUGAAGUUCCUGAGGAAGAAGACGACCAAGCUGAAGUCGUUCCUGAGGGAGUACAGCAUCUCUCUCUACCUCUCCCCCUGUCCCUUCAUCAUUAACAUGUUUGGGAUCGCCUUCGAGACUGACGACUACUACGUGUUUGCCCAGGAGUAUGCCCUGUCCGGGGAUCUCUUCGACAUCAUCCCUCCACAGGUUGGUCUCCCGGAGACCGUCGCUAAGCGCUGUGUGCACCAGGUUGCCAUCGCCCUGGACUACCUUCACUGUAAGAAGUUGGUGCACCGAGACAUCAAGCCUGAGAACAUCCUCAUCUUCGACCGCGAGUGCCGCAAGGUCAAAUUGUCCGACUUUGGCAUGACACGCCGUGCUGGCUCGCCGGUCAAACGCGUGAGCGGUACCAUCCCGUACACGGCUCCGGAGCUGUGCGACACGUCUCGCCACGAGGGCUUCUGCGUGGACUACAGCACGGAUGUGUGGGCCUUUGGCGUCCUACUCUUCUGCAUGCUGACCGGUAACUUCCCCUGGGAGAAGGCCCUGCCCUCUGACUCCUUCUACCAGGAGUUCACACGCUGGCAGAGGCGCCGCACAGGCACCGUACCCUCGCAGUGGCGCCGCUUCACAGAGCAGGCCCUCCGCAUGUUCCGCAGGCUCCUCUCUGUGGAGCAGGACCGACGCUGCUCUGUCAAAGAGGUGUUUGGCUACUUCAGCCACAGCUGGAUGCUGGAUGGAGACAGCAACGGGAACGGAGGAGGGGGUGGAGAGAGAGAGAGGGAGAGAGGAGGAGGGGUGAGGAGAGGAGGAGGAGGGGUGAGGGUGGAGGGGGAAGGGAGGAGUACGUCGUCCUCGUCUGGGGAGGACGAUGAAGACAUGCUGGUGGAGAGGAUGAAACAGCAGACUCUGUCUCCUCUCUCUACUCUGUCUCCUGUGUCUGUGGGGACAAAGGCAGGGAUGAUGGAAUCAGGUGGAGGACACCAUUUUGUGUCUGUUUCCACCACCAGCUCCGUAUCCUCUACUAACAGCUAUGAACGCAUGCCCAGAGACAGCAUCAGCAACAACAACCAGCCCUCAGGGCGCAUGCUGGUGGCUACACCUAUAGAGAUCUGUGUCUGAGAGAUGUAUGUGCGAGACGGGCCUGAGAAGGACUGAAAUACUGCGUACAGUACACACACACACGUACAGACACCUACACUCAUAUACACACACAUAUCCAUACAUGCAUACAUUCGGAAAGUAUUCAGACCCCUUUACUUUUUCCACAUUUUGUUACAUUAGAGCCUUAUUCUAAAAUUGAUUCAAUAGUUUUUUCCCCUCAUCAAUCUACGCACAAUACCUCAUAAUGACAAAGCAAAAAAACGGUUUUGGAAAUUUAUUAAAAAUGAAAAAAUGAAAUAUCACAUUUACAUAAUUAGUUAGACCCUUUACUCAGUACUUUGUUACAGCCUCGAGUCUUCUUGGGUAUGACGCUACAAGCUUGGCAUACCUGUAUUUGGAGAGUUUCUCCCAUUCUUCUCUGCAGAUCCUCUCAAAUGCUGUCAGGUUGGAUGGGGAGCAUCGCUGCACAGCUAUUUUCAGGUCUCCAGAGAUGUUCGAUCGGGUUCAAGUCCUGCAUUGUCUUAGCUGUGUGCUUAGGGUCGUUGUCUAUUUGGAAGGUGAACCGUCACCCGAGUCUGGGGUUCUAAGGGCACUGGAGCAGGUUUUCAUCAAGGAUCUUCUUCAUUUUUGAUUUGGGCACCACAAAUUAGUUUGUUAAAAGUGUGUGGUUGAACUGAAAACUGGAUUAACAAAAAAGUGAGAAGCUGUUCAGAAAAUACCUCAAAAGACGUUAACGCAAAAGUGCUAAUUUGAGACGUUUUAUUCAUCUUAGUAACUUGAAUCAAGAACUUUAGCUAAUUUGGCCAGCAGCCAGUAGGGCAGGUAGACAAACUACCUUGUGUAUGGUUAACUAAAGGACAUUCAGAGACCUGUCCCGAAGCCACUCCUGCGUUGUCUUGGCUGUGUGCUUAGGGUCGUUGUCCUUUUGGAAGGUGAACCGUCACCCCAGUCUGAGGUCCUAAGGGCUCUGGAGCAGGUUUUCAUCAAGGAUCUUUGUACUUUGCUCCGUUCAUCUUUCCCUUGAUCCUGACAAGUCUCCCAGUUUCUGCCGCGUAAAAACAUUCCCACAGUAUGAUGCUGCCCCCAUGAUGCUUCACAGUAGGGAUGGUGUCAGGUUUCCUCCAGAUGUGACGCUUGGCAUUCAGGCCAAAGAGUUCAAUCUUGCUUUCGUCAGAUCAGAGAAUCUUGUUUUUCAUGGUCAGAGUCCUUUAGGUGCCUCUUGGCAAACUGGAGUGGCUUCCGUCUGGCCACUCUACCAUAAAGGCCUGACUGUGCUGCAGAGAUAGUUGUUCUUCUGGAAGAUUCUCCCAUCUCCACAGAGGAACUCUGGAGCUCUGUCAGAGUGACCAUCAGGUUUUUGGUCACCUCCCUGACCAAGGCCCUUCUUCCCUGAUUGCUCAUUUUAGCCGGGGGUCAGCUCUAGGAAGAGUCUUGAUGAUUCCAAACUUCUACCAUUUAAGAAUGAUGGAGGCCACUGUGUUCUUGGGAAACUUUCCCAGACCUGUGCCUCGACACAAUCCUGUCGCGGCGCUCUACGGACAAUGCCUUCGACCUCAUGGCUUUCUUUUCGCUCUGACAUGCACUGUCAUCUGUGGGACCUUAUAUAGACAGGUGUGUGUCAUUCCAAAUCAUGUCCAAUCAAUUGAAUUUACCCCAGGUGGACUCCAAUCAGGUUGUAGAAACAUCAAGGAUGAUCAAUGGAAACAGGAUGCAUCUGAGCUCAAUUUCGAGUCUCAUGAACACUUAUGUAAACAGGUAAAAACCUGUUUUCGCUUCGUCGUUAACGGGUACCGUGUGUAGAUUGGUGAGGGGGAAAAAAAUAUUUAAUCCAUUUUAGAAUAAGGCUGUAACGUAACAAAAUGUGGAAAAAGUAAAGAGGUCUGAAUACUUUCAGAAUGCACUGUAUACAAAUAGUCACACUUUCAUACAUACUAUGUAUACUCAGACACAUACUAUACUAUAACUAUACAUUAUUAUCAUCACACACAAAAAAAUUGAGAACAGGGUCAAAUGCAAGGACAUUUAAUGAAUGAAUGAAUGAACAUUCUGCCAAAUAAAAAGGGAUGAACUCAAGACAUUCCUGAUGAUUCCGGUUGGGGUCUUAGUGUAAAAUGAUUCAGUCAGAGAUCCAGUGAUCAAGUCAUUCUACAGAAAUGGCAAAUCUUUAUAGAGACUGCAAAGACUCAAUGAACAACAUACUGAACGAUCAACCAGCCAACCAACAAACCAAGACUGACAGACAAGACACGGAAAGAGAGGUUGAAAAACACAUUGUGAUCUGAAAUGCUGGUAUUCAGACAGUAUCAGAAGAAAACCAAAAUGUAUUUCUUAAAGCAAUAUAUUUCCCCCAAAAAGACUGAAGUCGAAGGUGAAUUGAGAAAAAAGAGCUUCAGAACUGGCAUGGUGGAACCAUUUAUGAAAAAGCCAAAAGAUGAAGAGAUGUUCUUUUGAUUAGGGUUUUUAGCUGAUAGAAAUUAUUUGUAAAAUGUUCCUCAAUGAAAGAAUAUCAUCAAAAUGAACAGCAGUUUUGAUGUUUACUGUAAUGCAAUGUGAACUCUGGUACUAAGUAUGUAUGUGUGUGUGUACAGUAUGUAUGUAUCACUGUAUGUUCCAUGUGUAUGGAUUGGAAAAAUGAUUAGGCUGAUUUUUAUUUUGCCUUAAGAUUUACUUUAUUUAUUUAAAUCCUAAAUAACCAGAUUAGCUUGAGGUGUUUUGUGUUAGACUCAUUUUGGUAAAGGUUGUUGGACACUCUAGUGCCAAAUCUCUACAUGGUCUUCUGCAACACAUUUUGAACAGCUGGAUCUUGAAAAUUACUGUGUUUAAAAGUAUUUUUUUUGCAUGGCGUAUUCUCUCUCCAGUUUAUGAUUUAGAUUUAGUCCGAUGAUGUGCUACACAUUAAUAUUGGAUCAUUCAAAGCCACCGGAUGGAGAAGUGAAAGGCAUUAAGUUGGUGAUAGUCCCAAGUAGGUGGUUUGUCGAUGUAGACAAUACCUGUCAACAUUUCAACUAACUAUCCAUCAGGGUCGGGGUCAAUUCCAUUUAAAUUCCAGUCAAUUCAGGAAGUACACUGAAAUUCCAAUUCUCUUCAAUGCUUUUCAUUUGGAAUUGGAAUUUGGUUUACUUUCUGAAUUGCCUGGAAUUCAAAUAGAUAGACCCCAACCUUGCUAUCCACUAACCCUAGCCUUAACCUUAACCCUUAUCCUAACCCUUAUUCUAAACAUAACCCUAAGCGCAAACUUAGCAAGCAGUUGCUUAUCAACAUAGAGUUUGUUGAUAGUAUGACCAUCUGUAGAUCAUCUAUAUGGGACUAUCCAAAUAAAGCGGGACCAUUUAGAUUCAUGUAUUUAACUUUAUUCUGCCACAGCAAGCCAAGAUGACAGAUAGCUCUAAAUGAUUUCCAACACUUUAUCCCGGCACCUUAACAACACACAUAUCUACUUUUACACAUUUUAAUCCAUUUAGUUGAUUCUUUUUUUAAAUGUAUUAAUGCUGAUGAAUAGACUAUUGUUUGGAUUUUGAUAAUUAUUUAGCAUUUUAAAUUCAAGCUGAAAAAUACAGUGGAGUACACAGUCACAUCUUAAAACAAUUGCAUGAUGAGUAACUAAAACAUAUGAAUCAUUUUAACUGACUUUACAAACAGUUAUGUCAAGAUUGUUGUAAUGUGGAAUUUAGCUGUAGCACAAUUUCUUGCAUUAUGUCCUGAAGCAAAUAUUGGUCUUAUUACCUCUUGAGACAUCUUAGGGCUCAAUACCAGACAAAACAAUAAUAGUUCAUUUUUAUUCAAUGUUGUGUUUGUAUGCUGUUGAUGUUGUGUUUUCAUCUCACCAGUAAGAACUAGGAUCUAGAGCUAAGUUACAGAGCCUGGGAAUCCUAGAUUGUCUAGAAUAGUUUAGAUACUGUAGUUCUCAAAAUAAUGCAUUUUUGAUGAAGUGUGUAGCUUCUAAAUUGCCAAGUGUUGAGAAGUUGCAAGGGACAUCUGGAGAGGAUUUCUCACUUUCUUGCCAAGCAAAACAUCACAAGAGUAAUGAAUUAGUCAUUUUAAAGUCAGAAAUAAGAUUUAAAAAAUAAAAUGUGUGUUGUGAUUUCCAGACAUAUUUGCAUAAAUCUUUGUGCUGGAAAACAAUUGUCAAAAAAAAAAAGUUUGCUGUCACAAGCUGUAGUAUUCUGUUCUUCAUAAUUGGGUGUAUGAAUGUUGUGUAAAAGUCAGUAAAGUUAUUUUCCCUCUGUGGUUUGACAUCUUCCAACAAUUAACUGUUCAAUAAGGUUUGUAGCUAGUUGAAGUAUUGUUCAAUCAUGCUCCGGGUAGAAGUUGGCUUCAGGCAGAGAUUUAGGAUCAGUUUACCCUCCCCAAAUCCUCAACUUAUCCAUAAGGGUGAAAAAACUCCACUGACCUUUCAUCAGUGUCUUGGGUAGUGAGAUUACUACACCUUGUGACAACCUAUGACCUUACAUCCAGUCCCGAUGCACAGGGCUGGAGUUGUUUCUCUAGAGGCUAGUGGUCACCAAGCCGAGUCCUGGGGACUCGCCAGGUGUGCAGGCUUUUAUUCUAGCCCAACACUAACACACCUGAUUCAACUAAUCAUUCAAAUCUAAGGUUAAAACCUGGGUUGCAGACCAUAGCUGUAGCCAAUAGAUGAGUUAGACAAAGAGGUUUCUGCAAAGCUAUCAUGAUGUAAUGUGUUGCAACUUGUGUAUUGGAGUUCCUGUCUGUCUGUAGUGACAUAUUGAUGCGGCAUCAUGAUUUGUGGUGUUUUAGUGAGUAGGGCAACACAGCGCAAGAACUCGUGUCUGAGUAUGUCUUUGCAAUACAACCGUCUUCCCUGUAAGCUCUUGAUUUAGUCGACAAAAAAAUUAAAACUGUGGUUGG